AUGAAACAAGCAACUGAGGUCCAAGAUUUUGAAAAAAUAAUCAGUACUUUGCUUGAAACACUAAAAGAAUUGGGUGAAAACGUGGAAAGGCAGAAAAUGGCAGCAAUAGGAUCCAUGAAUCUUUUAAAAUCAGUAACAAAGCAAAGAGAGAAUGAACAAGCUAUAUUACAAAAUCAAAUAAGUGAAAGAUCCAUGCUUCUGGAACAGUUGGACAGCGAAUACGAUUCUUUGCAGAUAUUAGAAGCGAGUCAGACAGAAACAUUAGAGUAUUUGACAUCACUUCGU
Iphiclides podalirius (scarce swallowtail) is the source of this 285-nucleotide messenger RNA. Lineage: Eukaryota; Metazoa; Arthropoda; Insecta; Lepidoptera; Papilionidae. The record is from the annotation of a GenBank genome assembly.